This is a messenger RNA of Strongylocentrotus purpuratus (purple sea urchin), 4062 nucleotides long. RefSeq lists its product as uncharacterized. The transcript has 10 exons. The record is from RefSeq and is a predicted model, not a curated record. The coding region runs from base 57 to 1253 and encodes 398 amino acids. NCBI's taxonomy places the organism in Eukaryota, Metazoa, Echinodermata, Echinoidea, Camarodonta, Strongylocentrotidae.
AACAACAUCUCUUGGUGGCAUUUGAGCUGUUAAAAUCAACCGGUAGUGUCUCCAACAUGGAACAGGCGAGGGAGAUGUGCUUCUUCAUAUCAGGCCAAGAGGCUCUAGACGAUGCUCUCGGUGAACAAGUGAAAUAUGUUAAGGGUCAACCAGAGAGGGAGCAAGCGUUUCACGACUUCGUGAGAAAGAUCAAGGAGCAAGCCUCUAUAGCAGGUAAGAAAGCCAAGUUGGAGGGCAACCACCAGGCCUGCCAGAAUAUCUUGAGAUCUUGUUUGCACAACAUUUGCUCACUCAAGGAAUGGAUCUGUCACAGAAGCAACGACCUGGUUGUUGAGUCAGAGACGAUCAAAGAAUCUUUGCGAAGAAUCGACAUUAAACUUGAAGAGUACUGGAGGGAAAGCAAGAAACAAAGAGAAAAGGCUCUCACUGAAGUUGAAGAAGAGUUGAUGGAUUGCAUGGGUAAUGUCAUUAGAAAGAUGAGGACAGCUCUAGCCAACGAGACGAAAAGCAUGAAGGCUUUUAACAGCGAUUUCUACGAACACGGAGUGACCGUUGUGCAUGACUGGUACGCAAAUAUCAUCAAGUCUUGUCAACGCACCACGAGAAUGGUCUGUGAAGAAUACUCUCGAGAUCUCCUCGCCACAUACAAGAAAUGCUUCCAGGAGUUUCCUCACAUACACCCGACGGCUUUCAUUGAGGCGUUGCAUGAAGAAAUAUUUCCACUGGACCAAGACAGCAACGAGAACAAAGUACCAUCACAGAAAAGAGUAGAUCACCUGCUUCGGGGGGUCACCGACAAAGGGCUAAUUGCAAUGUUUGCAACUACAAGAAAGCAUGCUGAGGAUGUCGAUGUUCAGAAUUCAUCCAGUCGAAAGGAGUCUCAGCGAAUGGCGGCAGGAGCAAGCAUUCUGUUCCUUCGAAUUCGCCGAUGGCUAAUGGCAGCAGUGGAUAGCCAGCUUCUGGACAAGUUUGAGGUUGAGAGAAUGGAAGGUCUCGAUGAAAUCAAACAGUCCUGCAAAACUGAUGUCGAACAAUUCUGUGAUAUGACGGACGUUUACUACGACAACCACAUUACCAAUGCCCUUAGACUGCCAUACCGAAAUGAGUCAGACGAACGGAAGCAAGGACUUCAGGAUUUGCACAACCUUGGACAUCUCGUCAUUGACUACAGGCAAGAGGCAGAAGAAAUCAUGGGGAAAUGUGGGCUGGAGCACUCCGUGGGAUAUGAUACAGUCAUUUCGAAAACAAAAUAGCCAUGAACCUCCCACCAAUUGCAACAAUUUAAACUGUUUAAAUUUGUAUAUGCACCUAAUAACAUGUAAAUAGUUCUAAACAUGUUGUGGUCAGGGAAUUGUGACGUAGCCAUGGGACAACUUUUCUGUUUGUGGUGUACACAAAUGUAAAAGUGCCUUUUCCCUUUAGGCACUACUCAAAAUAUAUUACGAAUUGUAUAUUAAUAUAGGUUCUCUAAAAAGAAAAUAACAUCUUGAAUCAUAUAUUUUGACAAAUUAACAUUUUAAUCAUUUCCUUAUAAUUAUCCUAAUUUAAGUGCCCAUAGGUAUAGUAAUUAUAACUUUCAUAUUCAUGACUGUAUUAUUUUGUGUCAGAUAUAGUUCAAACUUUCCCCAUUCUGCAUCUCGGAUUCCUUGCUUUCUUUUAAAGUAGAUGUCUAUUAAGGUUGAUUGACAUGUACACUGUGAGGUUUUCUUAUGUAUCACAACAGCUUGGUGUUAAUUUGUUUAGCUAUUUCUCAUUAUAUAUCGAAUAUGAGGGAAUCUGAAGAGUAAUCUUUUUUUUUUUCAAGGGAAUUUUCUGAUCUGGUAGUCUUUCCAAAGAAUAUAGAGAGAAUGAAAACAUCACAAUUUCAUUUUCAUCAGUACCAGAAUAUUAUCUUAUCUUUAAGUUCGUGAAUGUUGUAUCAUUUGCCUUAUUUUCCUGACGCAUGUCAGGUAGACUUUGUAAAUACAUCGCAUUUUAUAAAUUCCAUAUGCAUUUGAGCGCUUGGUGGAUAACAAAAGUCAAUAGACUUCAUCGGGUCGUCCAAGUAUUUGUUCCCCUUUUAAAUACAAUAUUAUUGUUUGGGAAUUAACAAUAACUUUUAUUUUGAGAAUGAACAAUGUACAUGAAUAAACUAAAAUGCGACUCGGUACUAUAUACACAUGUUUCACUAAUAGAUACACCCCAAAAAUAUCUUGAUUUCUAUAAUAGCAAAGUGGGAUUUCCUUUACUUUACAUUUACAAAAUGAGAAGAUCAUGAUAAAGUCAAUGUUUAGUACUUGCAUUGAAUCUUCAUAACAAGAAAUCAUAUUUGAAAAUGAUUGUAAAUAUGUAAUAGUGAUACCAUAUUAUGUUGAGCCACAGUUUUGAAGGACCACAUGUUCAUAUACGGUAUAGCGCUUACAGUGCAUUUUUGUGCUUUUCAUUUGAAAUAAUGUAAUACAUUGAGUGCUAUACUAAUUCCAUAUCAUUACCAGUAUUGUUGUCUUUAUGACAGAAAAACUAAAUGUAUGGAAGUGAUAUAAGUUUUGAAUUUUCAUUUCACAAUGUUUACAUCACAUAUUUGUAAUUUUAUAUAGGUAAAUUUAUCAUUUUCGAUUACUUCUUUUCCAUUACUGUUAUUUUCAAUUACAAAUAUCAUAAACUACAUAUCUAAGUAUGUAAAUAUAUAUCUUUAAGAACUACAUAUCUAUAUCUAUGUCAUGUAAGAGGAAGUUACAGACACCAUUGCUAUCUAGUGGUGUAUUAUAUUGUAUAUGAACGGAAAGACGUCUUUCAUUUUUGUAAAAAAAUGUCGGUAAUGGUUUCAACAAUUGUUAUUCAUAACUGUGUCCUGUACGAUAAAAAUGAGCGUGUAAUAAAUCUACUUAUUUUGACCGAGGGAAUUUGCAUAACUCAUUACAAUAUCAAUGACUUAUGAUUUUAGUUGCCAACAUUUACAAAAAGGUAUAUGCAAACGGUUUUAUCUUCCCAUAGAGUUUUGUUGAAUCGUUGAAUUAAUGUAAAGUUUACUCAAUUGUAGCAAAAUAAAAUGUAUAUGAUUUUUGUUCAUGAGGUAAUCGGAAUGCAUUGAAAUUGAUAGGUAUAUUAAAUACUGUUUAUUAGGUUAAUAAAACCAUUGUAACUCUGAUUAUGCAAAUGUAUGUCGUAUUCAAAUUAUAUCGUAAAAUGAUAAAAAGCUAAUACCAGCAUGACUGAUACGUUAGUAGUUAUUGCUUAAGUAAUUUUCAUACGUAAGUGCAUACUUUUCAAUAGAUUACAUUGAAUAUGUCUACUAUAUCGAUUAUAUUGUGAGGUUUGGGUUACAUGGUAUUUUACAUUUUACAUUAAAAAUAGCUUCUAGUACAGUUUUACAUACAGUUGCAUUAUAUCUCAUAGGUCUGCUAAACCUGAAAUAAAGACAUACUUUUAAAAUGGUAGUAUCUUCAUGAAUGUUAUUUUGAAUACAAUCAAUUAAUCAAUAAAACAACAUCUUAAAUGCAAGUAUAAAUGGAUUUUACCUCAACAAUAAAAUGAGUUGAUCGAAAAGCCAAGCAUUCUAUUUCUCUUCUCAGCCUUUGCUUGAAAGCAUUAUAAUGAAAAUCGAGAAAUCAAUAUAUUCACACUUAUGACCAACAAAAUAAUAUUCAUUUUAAUUAACGUAUAGAAUAGAUGUCAGUCCAGCAUAAUUAUAUUCGAAGUUUCCUUUUAUUUUUAAAUAUUGGUUCAUGACUAUUCCUGUAUCUUUUGUAAAUAUAUUUUGUUAACAUCACUUUAUUGUUCGAACUUGCACAACAAGGGAGAAGACACGAUAGCCCAGGACAAUUCCAUUUUACUGGAAAUUGCAGGGCAUUAAAAGUACAUACAGUGUAUAAUGUUAUAUAACAUCGACAAAACAAAAAUUAACUAAUUUUACAACAUAGUGAAGACUGAGGAAUUUGGGAUAUUCCUAGCUAUAGAUGAAAGAAGAGGAGCUAAAUAUUGAAAUUUUAUUUGAUAUAUCAACUUAAUAAAUAGGAAGCAUACAUAAUAAGUAUUAUAAGAGUUUUAUUUGAGUUAAUGUUUAAUACAAAGAGGAUUUUGUCA